Messenger RNA from Aphis gossypii (cotton aphid), 3531 nucleotides. RefSeq lists its product as uncharacterized. Gene Ontology annotation, biological process: DNA repair; telomere maintenance. Gene Ontology annotation, molecular function: DNA helicase activity. The record is from RefSeq and is a predicted model, not a curated record. The coding region runs from base 163 to 3531 and encodes 1122 amino acids. Lineage: Eukaryota; Metazoa; Arthropoda; Insecta; Hemiptera; Aphididae. The transcript is spliced from 4 exons.
GAACGUGACGACCGAAAUGAACGUGAAAGAAUUCGGAUAUCACAAACGCGUGAAGCGCGAACGCGAAAUUCAACUAAUAAUCGCGCAAGUUUGAAUCGAGCUGCUUUCAGUUACGAUGUGUCAAUUGACUACAGUAACUACCAGUGUGUUGUUAUUGGUUCUAUGAACUCGGUUUGCUCACACUGUAAGGCAUUAAAAUACAAAAACGAAGCCAAUGGAUUGUGUUGCGCUAAUGGUAAAGUGAAAUUGAUACCAUUGGAUCCACCACCAGAACCAUUGUACUCAUUGGUUUCAGGAAUAGGAACAGAUUCUAUACACUUUUUGACAAAUAUCCAACAAUAUAACAAUUGCUUUCAAAUGACUUCAUUUGGGGCAACAAAUGUAGUUCGGGAAAAUUUUAUGCCAACUUUCAAGAUACAAGGGCAAAUAUAUCACAGAGCAGGUUCACUGUUACCAGUGUCAGAUAGCGACAACAAAUUCCUGCAAAUUUAUUUUAUGGGCAAUUCACCACAAGAAAUUGAUCUGCGUUGUGCACAUAACAAUUUAGUAAAGAGGUCUAUUGUAGAACAAUUACAAACUUUAUUUCAUCAACACAAUCAAUUGAUUAUAUUGUUUAAAACUGCCCUGGAUCUGAUGCCAUCCGAUAAUCACAAAAUUGUAAUCAGAGCUGAUAAAACACCUGCAGGUCAACAUACAAGACGUUUUAAUGCACCAACUAUUGAUGAAGUUGCUAUCGUUGUAGUUGGAGAAAACUUGGAAUCCCGUGAUAUUGUUUUACGUCGUCGGAAUGAUCAAUUACAAUGUAUAAAGGAAACACACCGCUCAUAUGAUGCACUGCAAUAUCCCAUUAUAUUUUGGCAAGGUGAAGAUGGCUACGAUUUCUCAAUAAAAAUGAUAAAUCCCAUUGCAGGUUCUGAAACCAACAAAAAAGUCAGUUCAAUGAACUAUUAUUCAUACCGCCUAAUGAUUCGGGAAAAUGAAGAUAAUCACAUAUUGAAAUGUCGGCGAUUAUAUCACAAAUAUGUUGUUGACAUGUAUGUUAAAAUUGAAACGGAGAGAUUAACAUUCAUCAGGUUGAAUCAAACCAAACUCCGAUCUGAAGAGUAUAUUCACCUUCGAGAUGCGAUUAAUACUGAUGGAAAUGCACAGAAUGUCGGUCGGAUGACUAUUCUUCCAGCAACAUACAUCGGAAGCCCUCGGCAUAUGCACGAAUAUGCUCAAGAUGCCAUGUCGUAUGUUCGUCAUUAUGGUACAGCAGAUUUGUUCAUCACAUUUACAUGCAAUCCGCAAUGGAUAGAAAUCAAUCAGGAGUUAUUCUCUGGUCAAUCACCCAUUGAUCGUCAUGAUAUUACAGCCAGAGUCUUUAGACAAAAGUUGAAAUCUUUAAUGGAUUUCAUCGUAAAACAUAAUGUGUUUGGUGAGACACGCUGCUGGAUGUAUUCUGUGGAGUGGCAGAAACGAGGAUUGCCACAUGCACACAUUUUGAUUUGGUUGGUUGAAAAUAUAAGGCCAAAUGAAGUUGAUGCAGUGAUAUCAGCUGAAAUCCCUAAUGUACAAGUAGAUCCUGGAUUGCAUGAGGUAGUUAUCAAAAACAUGAUACAUGGUCCCUGUGGAACUCUUAAUCAAAAUUCACCGUGUAUGAUGGAUGGUAAAUGUUCAAAACGAUAUCCACGGACAUUAAUAUCGGAAACAAUUACUGGUAAUGACGGUUAUCCAUUGUAUCGUCGCAGAUCGACAGCAGACAAUGGAAAAUCAACAAUUGUCAAAUUAAAUCAACAAGAUAUUGAAAUAGAUAAUCGUUGGAUUGUUCCAUAUUCACCCAUUUUAUCAAAGACAUUCAAAGCACACAUCAACGUUAAAUCUUGCCAUUCAGUGAAAUCUAUUAAAUACAUUUGCAAAUAUGUAACCAAAGGGAGUGAUAUGGCUGUGAUUGGAAUUGGUGCAGAGAAUUCCAAUGAUGAAGUUACCCAAUACCAAAUGGGCCGCUAUGUCAGUAGUAAUGAAGCAGUUUGGCGAAUAUUUUCUUUUCCUAUUCAUGAGAGACACCCUUCUGUUGUUCACUUAGCUGUGCAUUUAGAAAAUGGACAAAAAGUGUAUUUUACAGCACAGAACGCAGUACAAAGAGCUGCUCAGCCACCAUCUACUACAUUAACCAGUUUUUUUGAGACAUGCCAAAACGAUGAUUUCGCACAAACAUUGCUAUAUUCUGAAAUGCCAAAAUAUUAUACCUGGAAUCAAUCCUUAAGGAGAUUUAUACGACGGAAACAAGGAAAACCAGUUCCAGGAUAUACAGAUGUAUAUUCCACCGAUGCGAUUGGCCGGAUUUAUUCAGUACAUCCAAGCAAUGAUGAAUGUUUUUACUUACGACUGCUAUUAGUCAAUGUACGUGGCCCAACAUCAUUCCAACAGUUACGAACUGUUGAUGGUGAAUUGUGUGUAUCAUACAGAGAAGCCUGUCAACGUUUGCAAUUGCUUGAAAAUGACGCUCAUUGGGAUCAAACUCUCAAUGAUGCUGUAAUAUCAUCACACGCUCAUCAAAUACGAACAUUGUUUUCUAUAAUCAUAUCUACAUGCUUCCCAUCAAACCCAAUUGAUUUGUGGAUCAAGUACAAAGAUUAUAUGUGUGAUGAUAUUUUGUAUCAAAUACAGAAUAGAAUGGGAAAUCCAAAUAUACAAAUCAGUGAAGAAAUUUACAAUGAAGCAUUGAUUUCAAUUGAGGACAUGUGCUUGAUAAUGUCAAACAAACUAUUAAUUCAAUUAGGCCUGACCGCGCCCAAUCGUCCAAUGCAUGACGCUUUUAACCAAGAGUUGCAUCGAGAAAGACUGUAUGAUCUCAACGCUUUGAAAGAAUUAAUUCAAACAAAUCUUCCACUGUUAAAUGAACAACAGAAGUAUGUAUUUGAAACUCUUAUGAAAGUAACAAAUGAUGAAACUGGAGGGAUUUACUUCUUAGAUGCACCUGGUGGUACAGGAAAAACUUUUUUGAUUUCAUUUAUAUUAGCAACAAUUCGCUCACAAAAUAAAAUUGCACUUGCACUCGCUUCGUCGGGAAUCGCAGCAACUUUGCUUGAAGGUGGUCGAACACCCCAUUCAGCACUAAAAUUGCCAUUAAAUAUGCAUAGCAAUGAAACUCCAACCUGCAACGUUUCGAAGAACUCUGCAAUAGCAAAGGUUUUGCAGCAAUGUAAAUUGAUUGUUUGGGAUGAAUGCACGAUGGCACAUAAAAAAUCUUUGGAGGCUUUGGACAGAACCUUAAAAGAUCUACGGAGCAAUAAUAACCGAUUUGGUGGUGCAAUGAUUUUAUUAGCAGGAGAUUUUCGUCAAACAUUGCCGGUGAUUCCACGAUCAACGCCAGCUGAUGAACUCAAUGCAUGUCUAAAGUCCUCCAGUUUGUGGAAACAUGUCAAAGUACUUCAUUUAAGCAAGAAUAUGCGUGUCGAGUUGCAAAAUGACCAAUCUGGAAACAUAUUCUCUAAACAACUCAUUGACAUUGGAGGUAUGAAAAUUAUGGAUUUAACUUUCGGACAUUGA